ACACGCAAAUCCUCGGCAGUCGGCUCUCACAUAUCUUCGAGCCCUAGAACGUCCCUGUACGUUUGGACGCGCGGCAUCUCUGAAGAUCGUGAAUACAUACGCAUAUACACACACAGAGAUCGAAGAUCGUGAGUAGCUGAGAUGGCGCAUAGACUGUUAAGAGAUUACGAGGCCGAUGGAUGGGAACGCUCGGAUUUCCCUAUAAUCUGCGAGUCGUGCCUCGGCGACAAUCCGUAUGUUCGAAUGACAAGAGCAGAUUAUGACAAAGAGUGUAAGAUAUGCACACGGCCAUUUACUGUUUUUAGGUGGAGGCCUGGUCGUGAUGCAAGAUUCAAGAAAACUGAGGUUUGCCAAACAUGUAGCAAGUUGAAAAAUGUUUGUCAAGUCUGUCUCUUGGAUCUUGAAUAUGGGUUACCAGUUCAGGUUCGAGAUACAACACUCAGUAUCAAUUCCAAUGAUGCCAUUCCGAAGAGUGAUGUCAACAGGGAAUAUUUUGCGGAGGAGCAUGACCGUAGGGCUAGAGCGGGUAUUGAUUACGAAUCAUCUUAUGGGAAGGUGCGGCCAAAUGACACUAUUUUGAAACUUCAAAGAACAACACCGUACUACAAAAGGAACCGAGCUCAUAUAUGCAGUUUUUAUGUUCGUGGUGAAUGCACAAGAGGGGCUGAAUGCCCCUAUAGACAUGAGAUGCCCAUGACGGGGGAGUUAUCGCAGCAAAAUAUAAAAGAUCGUUACUAUGGUGUUAAUGAUCCUGUAGCGCUGAAGCUGCUUGGCAAGGCUGGUGAAAUGCCUUCGCUGGAACCUCCGGAGGAUGAAAGCAUUAGGACUCUGUAUGUUGGUGGCCUUGAUGCAAGGAUCACUGAACAGGAUUUAAGGGAUAACUUUUACGCGCAUGGUGAAAUUGAAUCCGUAAAGAUAGUAAUUCAACGAGCAUGUGCGUUUGUGACCUACACAACCAGAGAAGGAGCAGAAAAGGCUGCAGAAGAGCUCUCUAACAAACUCGUAAUUAAGGGUUUGAGACUGAAGCUGAUGUGGGGUAAGCCUCAAGCAUUGAGAUCGGAGUCUGAAGGCUCAGAUGAAGCAAGGCACCAGGCAGCAUUGGCACAUGGAGGUAUGUUGCCUCGGGCAGUCAUAUCUCAACAGCAGAAUCAGUUGCAACCUGGGAACCAGGACCAGCUACCACCAAUGCCGUACUACAAUAUUCCUCCUCCACCCCAGCAGGAAAGAAACUUUUAUCCGUCGAUGGAUCCUCAAAGGAUGGGUGCGCUUGUUCCAUCUCAAGAUGGGGCUCCUAAUGGGCCUGCGGGGUCUGGUGAGAAUAAAUCUGGAUCUGAAAAGCAGCAACAGGCUCAGCAUUAUACUCAUCAAGCUAUGCCACCACCUCAUGGACAAUACCAUGGGCAACCUUAUCCGCCAUAUGGAUAUAUGAUGCCACCUCCGCCGCCGCUCUAUCAGCAGUACCCACCACAAUACCCCCCUACAAUGCCACCACAGCAGGGUGCACAUAUGACACAGCAGUAUCAGCAUUCUGGACCUCCAAGGGCUGUACCACCAGCGUCCACCGGGCCUUCAACAUCUGCAUCCACAGCGCCAGGGUCGACCCAACUUUGAUGAUCCGACCACUUGUUUCUGCUUUAAUUGUAUAAUAUUCUAUUUUUUGCAAUUUAACUCAGGUAACAUGUCUUGGAUUUUGGUUCUAUAUGCUUGUUUCUUGAACUCAUAAGGCUUUGCUCUUGUUCAACAUCUGUUGGUAUUGGUGCGCUUCGGUGCUCUUAUUAUAUAAUUGACCUGAAUAUUCAAGCUUUGCA
Tripterygium wilfordii is the source of this 1808-nucleotide messenger RNA. Its product is annotated as zinc finger CCCH domain-containing protein 40-like. The transcript is spliced from 4 exons. Gene Ontology annotation, molecular function: metal ion binding; pre-mRNA binding; U6 snRNA binding. Gene Ontology annotation, cellular component: U2-type catalytic step 1 spliceosome; Prp19 complex; U2-type catalytic step 2 spliceosome. Bases 142 to 1611 code for a protein of 489 amino acids. The record is from RefSeq and is a predicted model, not a curated record. NCBI's taxonomy places the organism in Eukaryota, Viridiplantae, Streptophyta, Magnoliopsida, Celastrales, Celastraceae.